AUGCACUAUGAGCCAGCUGCCAGGGAGACAGAGGUUUAUUAUACUUCUUCCGGCGGGGCUGAUUUAGAGGUAGAGAAAGCCCAAUUACAGCCCUUUAUUGAGCAAAUUUGCGGUGAGGGAACUCCCAUUCAAAUUAUCCAGCCGACUGAUCGAAAAAGCAAAGGCUAUGAUUGUGGGAUUUAUUUGGUGAAAUAUAUUGAAGAGAUAUUGGAGAGUGGAGCUUUGGAGUUGAAACGCCAGUAUACUGCCGAAGAAUGCCAAGAGUUUAGGGAAACCAUGGUAAAACAACCAGAAGCCCGAAGCGGAAGAAACCUCGGUUCUGGCGGCAGUAGUUCAGUCGGAGCCAUUAGUUAUAACGCUCAAGCUGUUAAAAAUGCUUUUUUCUCUAAAACUAGUGCUCGUCAAGCCCAAAGAAUUAGUGGGGAUGAUGAAGAUAUCCAAAAACUUGUAGGAACUUUCAAUAAAGUAGCUGACAUGAGCAAUGCCAUUCAAGCUUUAAAAGAUUGUAGUAGUUCCGAGCAAUUUUUAGCUCACAAGAAUGCUUUAUUAGCUAAAUGUAAUCAAGCCAUUGCCGAAAUGAAUAUUGGAGCAAUUGAAAGUAAUGUUGGUUAUCGUUCUGUGGAAUUGGAGAAGUUACAAUUAGAUGAACAAAAGAUUAAAGGAGAGAUUGGGGAGGCUUAUCGCCAAGCUGAAGAAGCAAAAAGAAAAGGCGAUACUACAAAAGUAACAGAAUUAUAUCAGGCUAUUAAAAACCUGAAAGCAAAACAUGAUGAAAUAGUCAAACAAAUCAUAGCUAAUCCUUGA
Molecule: messenger RNA, 804 nt
Organism: Entrophospora sp. SA101
Lineage: Eukaryota; Fungi; Glomeromycota; Glomeromycetes; Entrophosporales; Entrophosporaceae
Source: the annotation of a GenBank genome assembly